GAGUCCCCGCAGCGCCGGUCGGGAGCGCAUCGCGGCGCAGCUCGGCGCGCACGGCGGUAGCGGCGCGCGAGUGGUCGGGCCUGGCGGCUGGACGGGCGCCCCUCGCUGCCCCGCGCGCUCCCCGCCGCCCCCCAUGAGCACAGCCCCGCGAGGCCCGGGUCCGUAGGCGGCGGGGCGCCCCCCCCCAUGCUGCUGCAGCCCGCGCCGUGCGCCCCGAGCGCGGGCUUCCCGCGGCCCCCGGCCGCCCCCGGCGCCAUGCACGGCUCGCAGAAGGACACCACGUUCACGAAGAUCUUCGUGGGCGGCCUGCCGUACCACACCACCGACGCCUCGCUCAGGAAGUACUUCGAGGGCUUCGGCGACAUCGAGGAGGCCGUGGUCAUCACCGAUCGCCAGACGGGCAAGUCCCGCGGCUACGGCUUCGUGACCAUGGCAGACCGGGCGGCAGCUGAGAGGGCUUGCAAAGACCCGAACCCCAUCAUCGACGGCCGCAAGGCCAACGUGAACCUGGCAUAUCUGGGCGCCAAGCCUCGGAGCCUCCAGACGGGCUUUGCCAUUGGGGUGCAGCAGCUGCACCCCACCUUGAUCCAGCGGACUUACGGUGGGAUGAGGCCUUCCCACCUGCAUCUGGGCUCUCUCUGAUCCACGCAGCUGCCUGUGGGACUCCAUAACCAUCAGUGCUCGGCCUCUGGGGCUUGCAGAUGUGGGUUCGAAUCCUGACUUUGCCGCUUACCAGCUGGGUCUGUCUUGGCAGUGGCAUCCUCCUUAUCCAGAAAACAGGAACAUUAACUGCUUAAAACAGUGGACUGAAACUAUUCUUACUUUAUAGGUGGGGAAACUGAGGCAGAGAAAGGCUAACCACAUGUCCGGGCCCCGGGAGGGGGUGAGGUAAUAGACGUCUGGGAGGAGAUUAGAACACAGGUGGUGGGUGCCUGAACAUAUGCUUUCUUGGUGGGGUAGAGUGGGAAGGGCCCCGACCCGACCUUUCCCUUGCUGUCCUGGAGUCCUGUGAACACCACCCAUCCAGAAGCAGUUGGGAUCGGUCACAGAGUUUGCCACUGUGUGCACCCGACUUCAGGCGACGGUGUUUUGUAACUAAAUCUGCUGGCUGGCCGUUAAUACCUGUGACGGUGAAGAGGCCGCAGACUCUAUUCGUUGGUGCCAAAGGGUGGAGACCCAAACAGGGACGGUGUCAGAGGGACCAUCCGCUCUUGGUUUCCUGGGAGAUCUGAACUCAAGCCUCUGAGAAUUGCACCGCCUGCUGCCCCUGCCUCUAGGCCUUACUGAGGUGGGUGGGGGGAGGCUCCCGGGUGCAGCUCCUGGGUGCAGCGGGGCGGGCUGCCUGGGUCAGCUGUCUGCCCCCAGCCCCCGCCCACUGGAGAGCUGGAGAGCUGGGCCGUCAGCGUCCCUUUUGUCUUUGUGAACAAUCAGGCCCCGGGAGCACAGCCGGGCCUGACUCAGCGGCCAGUUUUGUCGGCCUUGGGCUGGCAGCGAGGCCCGCCCUGCUGUUGGCUGAGGGCAUGGAGGGAGGUGGGAGCCAGGAGCCCGGGCAACUGAGGGUUGUCCACCAGUUAACCCCUUCCAUGCCUAGCUGAACUCUUCCUCGACUUUCUGACCCCGACCUUUCAUACCUUGCCCUGGACAACUCUGAAGAUCCCACAGCUCUGCUUUUAGGCAACACCCUGUGGAAUCUUCGCCUGGCUGGGUCUUAAAUGUUAGUUUAGGAUGAUUUACCAAAGAACUUUACACUUUAUGCUAUUUGCCGGGAUUUCCUUGUGUCUUUCUUUUUUUUAAGUUGAACAGGCUCUGUGAGACCUAACUCACCUGUGCAUUUCUGACUAACUGUAUGUGGCGGGGCCAACGUCCGCGGUUUGGAGGAGCCUUCCUCUGCGGUGGCAAGUGCAGGAGCCGGUGGCCCUGGCCCGCCAAGGGUGUCUGCCAGCUGAGCGUGUCCGUCACCUGCUGGAGGGAGGGGAGCUGCAGCCGUCUGGAGAGGGUCUGUGCCCAGGCAGAGCUUAGUCUGGCCUGGAAGGUGCCCUGGUGUCAGGGGGUGUCUGUCCAUUCCUGGGCUGAGGGCACUGGGAGUAGAGGUUUAUCCUGGGCCUGACUGCGCCCAGAGCCUCUCCUUGGGUUAUUUUUGAAGGACGAGCUGCUUCCCUGGGUGCAGCUCUCCCUGCCUGUUAAGGGGGCCUGACUGUGGCCUUGACUCCCGUUCACUGAGUGCCUCGCUAUGUACAUUCUAGAAUGUUGGAAGGGGGUGGAACAUCCCUGGCCUCCACCCCUAGAAGCUAGUAGCAUUGCCUCCCCCAAGUCAUGACUACCGAAAUGUCUCCAGACAUUGCCAGUGUCCCCUGGGUUUAGUGGUAUGAGGACGAGUAUCUGUGAGUCUCUUGGACCUUGCUUCAUGGUCACAAGAUGACUGUCACAGCUCCAGACAACGCAGCCACAUUCAGGGCAGAAAGGACAAUAAGGGAUAGUACGAACUGCCUCUGUC
This is a messenger RNA of Chlorocebus sabaeus (green monkey), 2494 nucleotides long. It is a transcript of the gene RBM38, whose product is annotated as RNA binding motif protein 38. Gene Ontology annotation, biological process: regulation of RNA splicing. NCBI's taxonomy places the organism in Eukaryota, Metazoa, Chordata, Mammalia, Primates, Cercopithecidae. Gene Ontology annotation, cellular component: nucleus; cytosol. The record is from RefSeq and is a predicted model, not a curated record. Gene Ontology annotation, molecular function: mRNA 3'-UTR binding.